Messenger RNA from Panthera uncia (snow leopard), 1966 nucleotides. RefSeq names its product pulmonary surfactant-associated protein A-like. Bases 96 to 869 code for a protein of 257 amino acids. The record is from RefSeq and is a predicted model, not a curated record. NCBI's taxonomy places the organism in Eukaryota, Metazoa, Chordata, Mammalia, Carnivora, Felidae. The transcript is spliced from 5 exons. Gene Ontology annotation, cellular component: multivesicular body; rough endoplasmic reticulum.
GUGGAGAGGAAGCCUGGUAGCCUGCAUCCAUAUAAAUGGUGCUGCCCACCUCUCCACUCUGACCUGAAGGCAGAGAUCCCCGUGGGCUCUGUUGGAUGGGAGGAACCACUGCAACAGAAGCCAUGUUGCUGUCUUCUUUGGUCCUCACUCUGGCCUUGCUGAUGGCUUCCGGCAUGGAGUACAAGGUGAAGGAGGUCUGUAUCGGAAAUCCUGGCAUCCCCGGCACUCCUGGAUCCCACGGCCUGCCGGGCAGAGAUGGGAGAGACGGCAUCAAAGGAGACCCUGGGCCUCCAGGCCCGAUGGGCCCGCCUGGAGGAACACCAGCCUACUCCGGGCCUAAUGGGCUGACCGGAGCCCCUGGCGUCGCUGGAGAGCGUGGAGUACAGGGGGAGCCUGGCGAGAGAGGCCCUCCAGGGCUUCCAGCUUCUCUAGAUGAGGAGCUCCAAACCACACUCCGUGACUUGAGACAUCAGAUCCAGCAGGCCAUGGGAGUCCUAAGUUUGCAGGAGUCCAUGCUGGUAGUGGGAGAAAAGGUCUUCUCCACCAAUGGGCAGUCGGUUAAUUUUGAUGUCAUUAGAGAGUCAUGUGCCAGAGCAGGUGGCCGCAUUGCUGUCCCCACGAGCCCAGAAGAGAACGAAGCCAUCGCCAGCAUCGUGAGGAAGCACAACACUUACGCCUACCUGGGCCUGGAGGAGGGCCCCAGCCCUGGAGACUUCUGCUACCUGGAUGGGGCCCCCGUGAAUUACACCAACUGGUACCCAGGGGAGCCCAGGGGUGGGGGCAAAGAGAAGUGCGUGGAGAUGUACACAGACGGGCAGUGGAAUAACAAAAACUGCCUGCAGUACCGCCUGGCCAUCUGUGAGUUUUGAGCAGGCGCCCAGGCCACAGGGUAGAUAGGGCCCUGCCUUGCCUUUCGGCCUCCAUCCUGAAGAUGCACCUGAUCUCUGAGAUGCUCCUUUUCAACAAAAUUGUAUUUGUGGCUGUUAGGGCGGGAGGCAUUCUUAGCCACUCCACUCCUCCGACAGGCCCUUGAAUCCCCACCCACAUCAUGAAUCAGUCUGACACUCCCCCUGAGCCUUUCCCGGUAAUGCAAUCUGGGCCCCACUCCUAACUUUGCCCUUUGGAAGAGACGGAGACUUCCUUCUUCCUCUUCUUGUCCAGUCCCUUCAUUUCUAGAUGGCAACAGUGAGGCCCCGGGAUGGAAGUUCCCUCCAAAAUCACACAGAAGGUGGCUGCUUCCUGGCUUCCCCGACUCUUAACUCUGCAGACUACCACCUGCCCAGCCCCAUCAAGAUUUAGCAGUUCGGGUCAAGCAUAAUGAUAGAGACAGGUGGAAUUCUGGGGAAUUCCAAAUGCGGGAGCUAAGGACCCAUUUGGGAUUAUCCGGUCUCUGUCUCCGUGAGGUCAGAGGGCAAGGUGGUGUCCCAGCGUGGUGGAGGCCAACCUAACCCUGACGAUUGGCACGGAUUAUCCACUUCCUUGAGUCUUGGGUUGCCUGCUCAACUCCCUGACCUAAAAGCAGCCAGUUUACAUCACUAGGGAAGAUCUCAUCCCUGACCCCAGACAUAAUCCAAGCUCCUUCCUGCCGAUGGACAUAUCCCCACACCGUUUUGGGUCUCCGUAAGUUGCUCACACCAUCCACGCCACGAGCUAUUUAUCGAGCACGUAAAUAGUGUAUGUGCCGAGUCUGGGUACCCAGAAACUUGCCAAGCACUUCUAAUACACCUUUUGGAGUAUGAUUUCAUCUUUACCCAACACCAUAGGCCCAGCCUUAUUUUCCCCAUUUUUAUACAAGGACGCUGAAACUUAGAGAAGUUAAGUGUUUUGAGUUUUAUUACUUGGGGCAAGUGGCAGAGGCUGGAUUCACACCUAUCUACCUGGACCUGAGGUUUAUGCUCACAACCACGUCACCUCUUGCCGGACAGAGGCGAUUUCCGUGUAAUAAAUCAUGACUGCGUUAACGUGA